This is a messenger RNA of Telopea speciosissima, 1699 nucleotides long. RefSeq names its product protein DETOXIFICATION 48-like. The transcript has a single exon. The record is from RefSeq and is a predicted model, not a curated record. Gene Ontology annotation, molecular function: xenobiotic transmembrane transporter activity; antiporter activity. The coding region runs from base 38 to 1699 and encodes 553 amino acids. Gene Ontology annotation, biological process: xenobiotic detoxification by transmembrane export across the plasma membrane. Gene Ontology annotation, cellular component: membrane. NCBI's taxonomy places the organism in Eukaryota, Viridiplantae, Streptophyta, Magnoliopsida, Proteales, Proteaceae.
UGAGAAGAGAAGCAGAAAGAGAAGAUAAACAGAGACUAUGAGUAACCCAAAACCAUCUUAUCCCUCCUCAUUCAUCACUCCUAAGAAAACCCAUUUCUUAAGUACCAAGAAAACCAUAGAUCCUCUCAUCAAUGAAGAAGAAGAAGAAGAAGAAGAACUCCGUAGAUGGCCAACUCCUGAUGAUGUAGUGGAGGAAAUCAAGGCCAUAGGGAAGAUAUCAGGGCCAUCAGUUCUCACGGGUCUGCUAUUAUACUCUAGAGCAAUGAUUUCCAUGCUCUUCUUGGGGUACCUUGGAGAGCUAGAGUUAGCAGGUGGGUCCCUCUCCAUCGGCUUCGCUAACAUCACCGGCUACUCUGUCAUCUCCGGUCUUGCCAUGGGAAUGGAACCCAUUUGUGGUCAAGCAUACGGUGCCAAACAAUGGAAACUUCUAGGCUUAACCCUUCAACGAACAGUACUUCUUCUUCUCACAACCUCAAUUCCUAUAUCCUUUAUGUGGCUCAACAUGAAUCGAAUCCUCUUAUGGUGCGGCCAAGACGAAGCCAUCUCAUCUGUGGCCCACUUCUUCAUCAUCUUCUCCAUUCCUGACCUUUUCUUCCUCUCUCUCCUCCACCCUCUUCGAAUCUAUCUCAGAACACAGAGCAUCACAUUACCCGUCACUUACUGCUCCGCCAUCUCUGUUCUUCUCCACAUACCUCUGAAUUUCCUAUUAGUGGUCCAUUUCAAGAUGGGCAUAGCAGGAGUAGCCAUAGCCAUGGUAUGGACCAAUCUCAAUCUGUUCGUUCUUUUGUCAGCCUUCGUUUUCUUCUCUGGCGUGUACAGAGACUCAUGGGUUUCGCCCAGUAUGGACUGCCUGCGAGGGUGGUCGACGCUGCUGAGCCUCGCCGUGCCCACAUGCCUCUCAGUGUGCUUAGAGUGGUGGUGGUACGAGCUCAUGAUAAUGCUGUGUGGGUUACUUGUCAAUCCAAAAGCCACCAUUGCUUCAAUGGGGAUUCUCAUCCAGACAACCUCAUUAGUCUACGUCUUCCCUUCCGCUCUCAGCUUGGGCGUGUCUACCAGGGUCGGAAACGAACUGGGUUCGAACCGGCCGGCCAAGGCCCGCAUCUCUAUGAUCGUGUCGAUGGUUAUAGCUGUGGGGGUGGGACUUGCGGCCAUGUUGUUCACUACGUUGAUGAGGCACAAGUGGGGAAGGUUCUUCACCAAUGAUGCCGAGAUUCUGGAACUCACAGCAAUGGCGUUGCCAAUUGCGGGACUGUGUGAGCUAGGGAAUUGUCCACAGACGACUGGGUGUGGGGUACUGAGAGGAUGCGCAAGGCCCACCACGGGAGCAAAUAUUAAUUUGGGAUCUUUCUACUUGGUGGGUAUGCCUGUGGCUAUCUUCUUGGGUUUUGGGGCUAAAAUGGGUUUUCCUGGGCUUUGGUUCGGUUUGCUUGCAGCUCAGGCCACAUGUGCUCUACUCAUGGUGUAUGUGCUGGCCACUACAGAUUGGGUGGUGCAAGUAGAGAGAGCGAAGCUACUCACUCAAGCUUCAUUACCAUCUUCUUCUUCCUGCACCAACAAGGAAGUAAAGAAAGUGGAUAAUUUGGAGGAAAUUUUAUGCAUUAAUGAUGGGUUAGUGAAGCCAGCUUUGGUGGAGACAAGAACAGAUACAGAUGCAGAUACAGAGACAGACCCUUUGAUAUCUACUACUAUAGUGAAUUAG